AUGCCCAACACGCACUGGGCUUUCCUUUUUGUGGUUCUCUUAGCACAUUCCUGCAAUGGAUUCUACCUCCCUGAUAGCUACAUGCACACCUAUUCAACAGGGGACAAGAUAUUUGCGAAAGUCAAUUCGUUAACUUCGAUUGAGACGGAGCUUCCAUUCAGCUACUACAGUCUUCCUUACUGCAAGCCAGAUGAGGGAAUCAAGAAAAGUGCAGAGAAUCUUGGAGAGCUUCUCAUGGGAGAUCAGAUUGACAACUCGCCCUAUAGGUUUAGAAUGAAUGUCAAUGAAUCUGUUUACCUCUGCACUACACCUCCCUUGAGUGAACACGGGGUAAAGCUAUUGAAGCAGAGAACUCGAGAUCUCUAUCAAGUGAAUAUGAUUCUAGAUAAUCUGCCUGUGAUGAGGUAUGCUACUCAGAAUGGAAUCAAGAUCCAGUGGACUCGAUUUCCAGUUGGGUACACACCACAGAACAACAAUGAAGAUUACAUUAUUAAUCACCUCAAGUUCACUGUAUUGGUUCAUGAGUACGAAGGAAGAGGGGUGGAGAUAAUUGGUACUGGUGAAGAAGGGAUGGGUGUGAUUUCUGAAGGAGAUAAGAAGGUUGCUUCUGGAUAUGAGAUAGUCGGCUUCGAAGUUGUGCCGUGUAGUGUUAAGUACGAUUCUGAAACAAUGAUCAAGCUCCACAAGUAUGACAACAUCACCUCCCCGAGCUGCCCAUUGGAGCUUGAGAAGUCUCAAAUCAUAAGGCAACAAGAAAGGGUUUCAUUUACUUACGAGGUUGAGUUUGUGAAAUCUGACGUCAGAUGGCCAUCUCGUUGGGAUGCUUACUUGAAAAUGGAAGGUGCCAGAGUUCACUGGUUCUCGAUCCUAAACUCGCUCAUGGUUAUCUUCUUCUUGGCGGGUAUAGUGUUCGUAAUAUUCCUGAGAACAAUGAGGAGAGAUUUGACUAGGUACGAGGAACUGGACAAGGAAGCUCAAGCCCAGAUGAACGAAGAACUUUCUGGGUGGAAGCUUGUUGUUUGUGAUGUGUUCUGA
Molecule: messenger RNA, 1035 nt
Organism: Linum tenue
Lineage: Eukaryota; Viridiplantae; Streptophyta; Magnoliopsida; Malpighiales; Linaceae
Source: the annotation of a GenBank genome assembly